Truncatella angustata is the source of this 2449-nucleotide messenger RNA. RefSeq names its product pescadillo. The transcript has a single exon. Bases 242 to 2347 code for a protein of 701 amino acids. Gene Ontology annotation, biological process: ribosome biogenesis; maturation of LSU-rRNA from tricistronic rRNA transcript (SSU-rRNA, 5.8S rRNA, LSU-rRNA). NCBI's taxonomy places the organism in Eukaryota, Fungi, Ascomycota, Sordariomycetes, Amphisphaeriales, Sporocadaceae. Gene Ontology annotation, cellular component: PeBoW complex; nucleolus. The record is from RefSeq and is a predicted model, not a curated record. Gene Ontology annotation, molecular function: RNA binding.
CAAUCGAUAAGGGAAACGGCAGAAAAAGUGCAAGCUGGGAAAAAAGUUCCAGAUGUUUGGCGGGGCCCUUGCUCCUGGCCAAAAAAGUCGGAGUCGAGUCGAAGUCGGAUCGCAUUUGUUCGUACUAUUUGCAAAGAGCGCUUCACUCCCGGGAAAGCGCCGCAAGAAGAACAAAAAACAAUCCCAAUCACCACGCGAGCCCAUCUCGUGAGGACUGCACUGCAAUUCCACGCCAUUCACAAUGGGUCGGAUAAAGAAGAAGGGUCAGGCCGGUGCUGCCAAGAACUACAUCACCCGAAACCAGGCCAUCAAGAAGCUUCAGAUCAGUCUGCCCGACUUCAGAAAACUGUGCAUCUGGAAGGGCAUCUUCCCCCGCGAGCCUAACAACAGGAAGAAGGUCAGCAAGAGCUCUACCGCCUCGACCACCUUCUACUAUGCCAAGGAUAUCCAAUACCUGCUGCACGAGCCCUUGUUGCAAAAGUUCAGAGACCAGAAGGUCCUCGAGAAGAAGAUCUCCCGCGCUCUCGGACGAGGUGAUGUUGGCGAUGCGUCUCGACUUGAGCGCAACGCCUCAAGGCCCGAGAAGAAUGGCAAGCCCCCAUACACCCUCGAUCAUCUCGUUCGCGAGCGAUACCCAACCUUCGUCGACGCGCUGAGAGACCUCGACGACGCUCUCUCUAUGCUGUUUCUCUUCGCCCAGCUUCCAUCCACUUCAAGCGUUCCCGCAAAGAUGAUUGCCCGCUGCGAGCGUCUGUGCCUUGAGUUCCAACAUUACCUCAUCGUCUCCCAGAGCCUGCGCAAGUCCUUUUUGUCUAUCAAGGGUAUCUACUACCAGGCCACCAUCCAGGGCGAGGACAUUCUCUGGCUCGUCCCUUACAAGUUCAACCAGCGUAUCGUUGGCGAUAUCGACUUCAGAAUCAUGGGCACCUUCGUUCAGUUCUACAUGACCCUCCUUAAGUUUGUCAACUUCAGGCUCUACAGCUCCAUUGGCCUUGUCUACCCGCCCAAAUUCGACCAGAAGAAGGACGAGUUGGCAGCCGAGCUGGGUGCCUUCACCAUUGAGGGCAAUCAUGCCGCUGCUAUCCAGGACAAGCCAGCUCAAGAUCAGCCCGCCAUUGCAGAGGCCGACAAGACCAUCGAUCCUGAGACUCAAGCCGCAGUGAACAAGGUCUUCAAGCAGUUGAAGGAUGGCGAGGGCGAGUCCAAGGCCGGCGAUACUGACGCGACCACGACAGACAAGGAGGAUCAGGCGACCGAUGCAAUUGACAAGUUUGAGCCGGCUGCACCUGGUGGCGAUGUGCUCCUGCAACCUUCCAACUCUGGCACCGACCCUGGGACGCUCUUUGCCAACUACACAGUUUUCCUUUCUCGUGAAACACCGAGACAGCCCUUGGAGUUCAUCCUGAAGGCCUUUGGAUGCAAGCGUGUCGGCUGGGACGCAGUUUUGGGCGAAGGUGCCUACACUACUGAUGAACACGACCCCUCAAUAACCCAUCAGAUCGUAGAUCGUCCCCCAGUCCAGGCUGCGGCCGAGGAAGAUGGUGACGGCGAAGAUAACCAGACUUCUCAGAAACUUGGCCCCAACCAAAGAAUACCUGGUCGCAUUUACAUCCAGCCACAAUGGAUUUGGGACAGCGUCAAUGACGAAGAGCUCAAACCCGCACAUCUUUACGCUCCUGGCGCACAACUUCCACCUCAUCUGAGUCCCUUCGUGCAAUCCACACACGGCGGCUACGAUCCCACCAUCCCGUUGGAGGAUCAGCAGCCGGAGGAAGAAGCACUGGCAGACAGUGACGAGGAAGAAGUUGAGGACGAGGAAGAAGACGAGGAAGAAGUCGCAGAAGCAGAUGACAGCCUGGCCGUUAAGCCUGUCAAACCUGCCAAGUCCGUCAAGUUUGUCAAGCCCGUCGAGAAUGGGGCAGAAUCAAUGGACGUGGAUGAAGGCUCCGAAGAUGACGAAGACCAAGACGAAACUUUUGGCGGCUUUUCAGGAGCUGAAGAUGAAGAUGAAGAAGCACAGGAUGAGGAUGCCGAGGAGGAUGAGGACGAUGCUGAACUACAACGCCAGCGCGAACUUAUUGCUGAGAUGACCGGUCAGCCUUUGCCUCAAAAGGCAACGCAAAAUCCGCGGGCCAAAGCCAAGGCGGAAGCAAGGAAGAAGCUCACAGCCCAGGCCAAGGAAGAUGCAGAGGAUCUUGAGCGCGCCAGGGGUAUGCUCAGCAAGAAGAAGCGCAAGCUACAUGAUCAGAUGCUGUACAGCAACAACAAGAAGAGCGUUGAGGACCAGAAACUCCGCGAGAAGAGGAGGAAACUGGAAAAGCAAAAGCAAAGGAAGCCUCCGGCGUAGAGUGGUUUGUAGAUGAGUGUUUUUAUAAUACCAUAUAGGCGUUCUCAAUGUCAAAUUCAUCAAGCAAGUCUUGCACCGUCUACUUGAACCACCGGUAUUGCC